AUUACGCAGUUUCUUUACCCAAUCAGUGGUCGAGAAAAGAGAAGCUGACCAAUAAAAAUGCAGAAAAAUGAAUCGCGUUAGAGUGAGUGUCAGGACAGUAGCAAGAAGCAGAAUUUCUGUGAGAAGCAGCGAAGCGGAGAACUAAUGAUCCACUAUGCCGAGCCAGUCUCUCCAGUAGAAUGGAAAAUUACGAAAAGGUGAAACAAAUUGGGGAAGGCUCAUUUGGAAAGGCCAUCCUUGUGAAGUCCAAGGACGAUAGACGCCAGUAUGUCAUCAAGGAGAUUGGGAUAUCUGGAAUGUCCAGUAAAGAGAGGCAGGAAUCUCGGAGAGAAGUGGCUGUUCUUGCCAACAUGAGUCAUCCCAACAUUGUGCAGUAUAAGGAGUCUUUUGAAGAAGAGGGAUGUCUUUACAUCGUCAUGGAUUACUGUGAGGGAGGGGACCUUUUCAAAAAGAUCAACUCUCAGAAAGGAGUACUGUUUCCAGAGGAACAAAUUCUAGAUUGGUUUGUGCAGAUUUGCCUUGCACUGAAGCACGUACACGAUCGGAAAAUUCUCCAUAGGGACAUUAAAUCUCAGAAUAUAUUUUUGACAAAAGAAGGGACGGUUCAACUUGGAGACUUUGGGAUUGCGAGGGUUCUGAACAGCACCGUAGAACUGGCGAGGACAUGUAUAGGGACACCUUACUACUUAUCACCAGAGAUCUGUGAAAACAAACCGUACAACAAUAAAAGUGAUAUUUGGGCCCUUGGGUGUGUCCUGUAUGAAAUGUGCACUCUUAAGCAUGCAUUUGAAGCUGGUAACAUGAAGAACUUGGUCCUGAAGAUAAUUCGAGGCUCCUACCCUCCUGUUUCUGUUCACUAUUCCCAAGAGCUGCGCUCUCUCUUGGCGCAGCUUUUUAAACGCAAUCCCAGAGAGAGGCCUUCAAUCGGCAGUAUUCUGGACAAACCUUUCCUGUCCUGUAGGAUAGAGAGGUUUCUGACACCACAGAUCAUUGCUCAGGAAUUCCGCCAUACUUUUCUUCACAAGCAGCCUAAAAUGGGUGUGGCACAGGUGCCACCAGCCCAGAAGGUUACAAAACCAGCAUGUAAAUAUGGAGUGCCUUUAACGGUGAGGAAGGUUGGCGAUGGAGCCAAGAAGUCUUCAGAGAGGAAAGCUGCAGUAAAACACAAACCGGCCCUUCUCCCAGCAGCCCCUCAAAGAAGGAUCAGUCAAGUGGAGGAAGAAAGAAAAAAGCAAGAGGAUGGCAUCAGAAAGAAAAGAAUGGAGCUGAUAGAGAAAGAAAGGAAACAGAGAGAACAGGUAUUCCUGUUGAAAGGAGAGCAAAUUAAGAGAUAUGAAAAGGAAAAGAUUAGUCGAAUAAACCAAGCCAGAGAACAAGGCUGGAAGCAUUUUUUGAGUUCAAGUGGAGGCAGCAGUCCAGAGAGGAAGUGUUUCGUGGGAGGUAAAAGGGCUGUGGGGGUCCAAGGUUCUGGUCUGGGCCUUUCUCCAGCUCCAAACCCCACCAAGAGCCCGUAUGAAAACCACUAUGCGGCUCUGGACCAAAUGGUUAAAUCCCAGCCCAAAGAAACCAGCAGGGAGGGAUCCUCAGCAGGACCAGGAAGUCCCAUUAGAGGUAUACCAGCUGCUGCAGGCCCAGUACUGCCCAACGGACCUGCCCAACGACUAAACUCUGACGUAAUCAAAAGAGAACUUCAGAGGCUGCACCAUGUUUCUAAACAAGCCCAGAUUAGCCGGCAGCGUGGUCAGAUACCAGCUGAACGGGCCUUUCAGGUUGAGGAGUUUUUACAGCGCAAGCGAGAAGCAAUGCUUAACAAAGUGAGAGCUGAAGGACAGCUGGGUACUCGACAAAACCUGGCUGCAAUCUAUGGAAGCCGGGCCGGUGCGGCUCGGUGCAGGCGACCUAAAGUCAACAGAGAGGAGGAGGAGUACUUGGCAAGACUCCGGCAGAUCCGCUUGCAGAACUUCAAUGAGCGUCAACAGAUCAAAGCCCGACUGAGAGGAGAGAAGUAUGACAGCGACGGCUCUGAUAGCCAGGAGUCGAGUGAGGAGGCAGAUCUCAGGAGGAAAAAGAUAGAGGUUUUAAAAGCUCAGGCAAACGCCCGUGUUGCUGUACUGAAAGAGCAGCUUGAGAAGAAGAGGAGGGAAGCAUACGAGAGAGAAAAGAGAGCCUGGGAGGACCAUCUUGCUGCGGCUCGUGGUGCCAAGUGUGGCAUUCCUGCUGGAAGUGUAGCAGUAGCAGCUGGAGCAGCAUCGUCUACCUCUGAAUGUCCUCCACAAGCCGCUCCAUUCCAGCCUGACGCAGCUGUCAAAGCUUCAGCUCUGCCCACAUCCAAGCCCUCCACCCCUUCUAUUUCCAUGACCGCUGCCCUGGAGAACGUCGGAGCGAUGACUCCGCUAAAAGAAACCUUGAAUGAAACUGAGACGGCAACAGUGAGCCAGAGUGAGAAGAAGCAGAUUCUCCGCAGACUUAACCAGAACAUGAAAGCCCAGAGCCCAGUGGAUGAACUGGAGGAAACUCCUCCUGCACCUUCAGAACCAAGUCCUUCUCCCCAGCAGGAGCCGUUGAACACGGAGAAACGUCCCCUUUCAGAUGGAGAUCGGAAAAAAUGGGAAGUAGCAGAGAUACCUUUACUCCCUGUGCCUCAGCAAACCUUCGGGGAGACUUGUUCCACAUCAAGCACCACUUUAGCAUCUCCAGAGGAAAGGCCAUCCUCUGGUGGAGACAGGAAGAAGUGGGAGGCAGGGGCUCCUCUUGUCCUUUCUGUUGCUCAGCAAACACUUGAGGAAACGUGCAUCACAACCAUUGAUCAAAUGCGGGGGGAAGUCAUACGGAUGGGCGAGCUUCAGGAAAACGUUCCCAGCAAGGUGUGGGAAGAGAAUCCAGUGUGUGAGGGGCUGAAGGAGCUUCAGGGUGCAAAGCUUCAGCCCCACACUCAUCAGCCACAGAUUGUUACAAUAUCUGAUGGUGGAGAACUGUUGACCUCUGCUGUGGAUCAAAGAUUGACUGAUGGAAACCAGGAAGCGUCUUUGGCAAAAGCAUCGCUGCUGCCCAACCCUACUGAUAUUCAGGAUUCAGCUGACCUGGAGUCAGUGGUUUUGGAGGAGAUUCCUAAACAAGCAUCAAAUCCACCAGCUAAAGUGCAACAAGCUUGGGAACAGGAAGCCCAAAAGCAAAUGCCACAGGGGGGUGUGAUAAGACCAACAGACAGCCAGGAUAUUGGGAAGCGUUCAGAGAAACCAACUGAAUCCUCAUGUUUAGCUCAGCAUGAGGAGCCCUUGUUUCUUAAGUGCUCACCGGCCCACCGACGUACCGCUGCCCUGUCUGCCCAGUCCUCCAUGGAUGAAUCAUCCUCCUCUCUGGCCUCUCGCUCUCGAUCCGUCUCACCUUUGCGCUCCAAGAACCAGAACGCCCUCCUCAUUGAUCUCUCUGCGGGCAUGUUUGAUGCCAACAACCCAAAGAUGCUGCGGACGUGUUCUCUACCUGACCUCAGUCGGCUCUUCAGCCCUCAGCAGGACUCGGCAGUAACAAGCAAGGCCAAUGUUUCCCCAGACAAAGACCUGGAAAUUGAGGAUCUGGAAGAAGCUGUUAAAGAUGAUGACCAAUCAGACGCUGAGGAUGCAUACGAAGAUGAUCUGCGGGACAUCAGGGCCUCGAUGGAGAGGCUGCUGCAGGAAGAAAGCGACCGGAGUCCUCCAGAUGUUAUUGGAGCUGGAGAUUUUAAUGGAAACCCUCCACAGGAUGGAGACAACGAGCUGUUCAACAGGAUGGCGACUGAGCUCGAUCAGGACAAUCAGAUGGCUGUAGAUGAUGACGAAGAUGACGAGGAUGAAGAGGAGGACGAGGAUGAAGACGAGGAAUGCUCUAAUGGAAGUCCGGGUGAUGACGAGGCCAAGGAGUUGCUUUCUAAUGGUGUGGGAGAUGAACGGCAAAAUAACGGCAAGCAGCUGAAUGAAGAUUGGCAAUCAGAUGGCAGCAUAGAAGAUCAAGGCGUCGAGGGUAACCAUCAUGACAGCAUCUUCAGUCGUCUGGAAGAGCUUCGCUUCAAUCUGGAGCAGCAGAUGGGUUUUGAGAAGUUCAUUGAAGCUUACAAUAAGAUUAAGGCUAUACAUGAAGAUGAAGACGAGAAUAUUGAACUGGGUUCCAGUUUGGUAUCAAACAUACUGGGAACCGAGCACCAGCAUCUGUACCCAAACAUCCUUCAUCUAGUGAUGGCCGAUGGUGCCUACCAGGAAGACAAUGAUGAGUAACGUUCUGUGCAGUGGAGCUGGUGGUAGCAGCCUGAUAUCUUCUCACAACCUGCAACAGACAGAAGGAUUUAUGCAUGAAGAAUGGCUGCCCCUCACAUGUCAGUGGUUUGCAUGAUGUUCUAAGUAGAGCACUUGAGACUGUCUCUGAUUCUCAGCACCUGGCAGUCUUUCCUAACCAGUGUUUGUUCAUACGUGCAUUUUUAAAUCUGUUAUUCUUUUGGUAACCAAAGUUCAUUUCAAGAUUCUGUAGAAAUGUGUUGCUGCCUGUGUCCUCAGAUGAAUGACACCUGUAUGUAUUGGCACUUUGGUUAAUUGCUAAACUGUGUUUUUCACUUGUUUGUUUUUAUUGAACUCUUUAGUGGCAUUUAAUGUUAAAGGGGCUUCUCUCAGGUUCUUUCUUUCUGUGCCACACUCAACCAUCAACUUCAAAUUAUAAACCAGGAUACCUUCAACACAAAGGACUAUAUUAUACUGAAAAACCAGUUAUACCUCCCUUUCUACAAGGCUUUCUACCAUAUACAAAGUUAAAUGCUAUCUAACUUCAUUUUCCACACUAUUUUUACUGCUUGCCCAACACGAAGCAAAGAUUUGCCACCAAGGUACUGUAGCGGCUCUGGCUUGUGGGAGUUGUAGGUCUGGUAUGAUUAAGCGACCGUCUAGAAGAUGUAACUUGUGGUAAUGAUGAUUCCACAUUGUUCCUGUUUAAUUAUAUAUUGUAAAUCAGUUUUUUUUAUUUAAUAAAGUUUUUAUUAACCUGA
Molecule: messenger RNA, 5005 nt
Organism: Girardinichthys multiradiatus
Lineage: Eukaryota; Metazoa; Chordata; Actinopteri; Cyprinodontiformes; Goodeidae
Gene: nek1
Product: NIMA-related kinase 1
Exons: 36
Coding region: 180-4247 (1355 amino acids)
Biological process (GO): protein phosphorylation
Molecular function (GO): protein kinase activity; ATP binding
Source: RefSeq, a predicted model, not a curated record